AUGGCAGUCAAAAGGCCAGCCAAGUUGCGGGUUAUUCUGAAUCUUGAUGACACCAGGAAGCUAAUUCUGCCUGAUGGAAUUCCAGAGUCAAUGGAGCAGCUUAUGGAUGAAGUCAGGAAAGUGUGUGGGUUAAAUGUCAAUUUCAGACUGCAGUACCAAGACAGAGACUUUGGAGAUGCACUAGUGGACUUGACAUCUACUGCAGAACUUGAGGAUUUGGCAACUGUCAAGGUCAUCCCAAUAUCUGUUGAUUGUAGCCAAGUAAUUACUCUCACUAUCUGUGAUGAUAUAGCGUCUACUCAAUCAGAUGACACAGAGCUCCUGUCCACACCCUCAAGUUCUGUCUCUACAAGAACUCAGAUGUGGCCACUUGAGUUUCCAAUACCAAAAUUCUCCUAUGACUCUGAACUACAGUUAGAAAAGGGAAAUGCUGUGUUUAGGUCAAACAACACAAGGUUGACACUGAGUUCAAAAACAAAGUCAGAUAUUUUGGAAAAGUUAGCAGAAGAGAUAUUCAAGUUCAAAGCCUACCCAACAGAUGUAGACUUCAGUGACGUUGCUGAAGCACUGAUCAAGAAACACCCAUGCCUCUGUGAACUUGGCUCAUACAACGGUUGCUACGGGUGGAAGCAGCGGCUAAAGACAAAAAUGGGCAACUACCGAACUCAGCUGAAGGGCCUUGGGUGUUCUGAAAUACUUGCAAAUUCACUUAAGUCUAAAGCUCCAGAAGAUGGAUUACCAGCAAAAAAAGUCAAGAGACCUAAGAGAGGAGAGGCCAACCACAUACCUGACAUUCCAACUGGAGAGACCCCAGACAAAUUGGAAAAUGAGAGACUGUCACUUUUAAGUGAAGUAAAGAAGCGCAACAAUCGUGCAGUGGUAAAGGAUAAAAUGGACAAGACCUUUUCACUGCGAAGACAGGACAUUGUGGCAAAGGAAUCAGCAGUGGAAGAGUUGAAAGAGAGAUGGCCUGCAUUGUUUACAAUGGAUGAGAUCAAUGCUGAAUUUAUGAGAGUAACAACUGUUCCACUUCAAACGCGAUUCAUGGCUUCCUUGGACAAGCACCACAGCAAGCUGGUACAGAUCUUCAGAAACAAGGGAGGAGCUAUCAGAGAGAAGACCCAGAAUAUACUUAAUGUUCUUGAUCAACAUUUAGACAGGCUCCUACAAACCACCUAUUAA
Molecule: messenger RNA, 1182 nt
Organism: Sinocyclocheilus rhinocerous
Lineage: Eukaryota; Metazoa; Chordata; Actinopteri; Cypriniformes; Cyprinidae
Exons: 3
Coding region: 1-1182 (393 amino acids)
Molecular function (GO): protein binding
Source: RefSeq, a predicted model, not a curated record